This is a messenger RNA of Candidula unifasciata, 353 nucleotides long. NCBI's taxonomy places the organism in Eukaryota, Metazoa, Mollusca, Gastropoda, Stylommatophora, Geomitridae. The record is from the annotation of a GenBank genome assembly.
CGGCCGCCGUCUCAAAGCCUCAACUUCAGCCAGCAGGAUGACACACAGUCUUCGCGUUCCGGGGACACUCCUAUACCUGGCGGACCAGUGGGCAUGAACGCCCACAGUGCCGAGAAUAACAGUGAAUCAGGUGAUGGCUUGGACAACAGUGUGGGUUCUGGCGAGGGAACAGCAGAUGAAGACGAUGACAGAACAUCAAAGAGAAAUAAAAAACGCGGCAUAUUUCCAAAGGUGGCCACUAACAUCAUGAGGGCCUGGUUGUUCCAACAUCUCUCGCAUCCGUACCCUUCAGAGGAGCAGAAAAAACAGCUGGCUCAAGACACUGGACUUACUAUACUACAGGUCAACAACUG